AUGUCCCAAGAAUUACAACAAUACAUAAACAAUAAAACUAACAAAAACAAAAUCAGAUAUUUGGAUAUUUCCAAUAACGAUUUAGUUGGUAAUGCUGACCUAAAAGACUUUACUGCUUUAACUUCUCUCAAUGCUUACAAUAACCAGUUAGAAAGCAUUGAAUUCCUAAAUACUUUGCCAAAUAAAGAAAAAUUAACCAGCCUUAACUUCUUUGGCAACCAAAUAAGCGAAGCCAAGAACCUCCAAAAUCUAACUAGUGAACAGUUUAAUAAAUUAGUGGUGGGUAUGAAAGAUAAAAGUAUUCAAAUAAAUUCUUAUAAAAGCACGAUUUUAAUGGAUUUAUUGGAAUAUACUCAGCAUUUAAUAAAAAGUGGCGAUAAUUCCCAAAGACAACAGGCUCAGCAAUUACAAGCUAUUUUACAAAAUAGUCAAGUAAAGAGUGAGCAAAAACCAAAUAAUCCUAAAAUUCCUUUACUAAUUGGCGGAGGAGUGGUUUUAGUAGGUUUAGCAUUAGGAAUUGGAGAGAUUUUGCGAGAGGAACUGCUAAUACCCCGCAAUAUCAGUCCUCAAGAAUUAGCUACUGCCUUAAAAGUCCCCAAAGAACAAAUUCAAUGA
Funneliformis geosporum is the source of this 615-nucleotide messenger RNA. Lineage: Eukaryota; Fungi; Glomeromycota; Glomeromycetes; Glomerales; Glomeraceae. The record is from the annotation of a GenBank genome assembly.